AUGCAGUUAACCAAGUUUGCAUGUGGAGGGACAUCAGUUGGAAUAAGUUGGGCUCAUGUACUCGGAGAUGCUUUUUCUGCCGCUGGCUUUCUUAACCUAUGGGGCCAAGCCACUAGACAUCAGUUUCCCGCCAAACCACUUUCUAUGGCUCAUACAAGCAAUGAGGAUCAUAACCCGAAACGCCCAUUACAGGAUCUGCUUGCCAUAAAACGGGUCGGCUCACUUGGAGAUACGUGGGCCACUCAAAAUGACACAAAAAUUGAAACUUACUCUUUCUAUCUUUCUUGGCCCGAGUUAACCCGUUUGCAGUCAAAGAUAUGUGGAGAUAAAAACCAUCAACAGAUUCCACCCUUCGAGUUAAUUUGCACUGUGGUUUGGCAAUGUAUAGCCAAGGUUAAACACGGGUCCGAAGUGAACAUGGUGACAAUAUGCAAACGUGAAUCAAAAAUUCCAUUCGAAGGGAUUAUCACAAACAAAGCUCAAUCAAUUAAGGUGGUAAAAACAAAUGCUUCUGUGGAAGAAUCCAGUUUGAUGGAACUUGGGUUGCUCCUUAUGAAUCAAGGUGUGGAUGAGAGGAGGGAUAUCGAAGAAGCAAUGGAAUCUGAUGGUGGAUUCCCGGACUUUUUGAUAUAUGGAGCAAAUUUGACUUUUGUGGAUUUACAGGAUACCCCGCUUUAUGAUUUGGAUAUAAGAGGAAAUACACCGGUUUAUGUAAGUUGUGCUAUUGAUAAUGUUGGAGAUGAAGGUGUUGUGUUGGUUUAUCCGACUCGAAAAGAUCAAACCGAUGGGUUAACAAUCAGCAUAGGGUUGCCUCAAAAUCACAUUCAUGAGCUUAAAUUGGUGCUUAAGAGAGAAUGGUCUCUCUCUUGA
Molecule: messenger RNA, 870 nt
Organism: Lactuca saligna
Lineage: Eukaryota; Viridiplantae; Streptophyta; Magnoliopsida; Asterales; Asteraceae
Source: the annotation of a GenBank genome assembly